Molecule: messenger RNA, 592 nt
Organism: Aspergillus japonicus CBS 114.51
Lineage: Eukaryota; Fungi; Ascomycota; Eurotiomycetes; Eurotiales; Aspergillaceae
Exons: 2
Coding region: 64-372 (102 amino acids)
Source: RefSeq, a predicted model, not a curated record
GUCCUCCAUUCAUAAAUACCUACUCACCCCAUACUACCCUUCCCUCUUCUGUCUUCGCCCAGCAUGCCUUCCUCCUCCUCCUCCUCCUCUUCCUCGAAUGAAAUUGAGCGCUGGGAUGUUCAGCCCAAGGAUGCGAAGCGCAUGCUCGCCGAAGAAUCCUACGAUGACUGUCUAUCCUGCCGCAUAACAGGAUCUGCCGCAUUCAUCGGCCUCGGUGUCUACAGCUACUGGACGGGAAUGAGCAACCUCAGGAAGCAAGAAAAGACAAUCAUGCAAAGCGCCACCAAGUACAAGAUGGGAUCUCGACGUCUCGGCAUUGCGACUAUCUCCGCAACCCUGGUCGGCAUGGGCGUUUGGAGGGCUUUCAACUAAUACCCAGGUUUCAAGUUUGUGAUUUUUAUUCCACUCAGGGCGUUAUGUAUAUCAGCUCAAAUGAUUGAAACUACUCUAUGAUUGAUAAGAGUCACGUGUGAAUGAGUGCAUGAAAUGUUUAUACGUUUAGCAUUGACACGAGCUGCCUCGUCGGGUAUCGCCAAAGCCUGUUAACCUCUAUAGAUUCGAUGAUUAUGAAUCAAAAAGAAAGAGAAAUGAA